AUGACUUCUCAUUUAAUUACUGAGGCUUAGAUGCCAAUCCUAGAAUCGCUUGAUUAGAAUGCAGCUAAGAAAUUAAAAGAAAUGUGCAGAGACAUUGAAGGUUUAAUGAUUAACACCAAUUCCAGAAUCUCAACGCUAUUAUAGAAUUAGCAAGCAAGCUUUUUUAAGGCUUUUAAAAUAGUUGUCGAACAAAUCUCAUCUGAUUUUAGAAAUCUAUAGUAGAAAUUUGAAGAAUACAUAGCCUAUCAUGAGAAUGAGACUGAAGUAUAUAAUUCUGAUUAUAAAGAAUAGGUAGUAAAUGCUUAAAAUAAAUUAGUCUUUUUUAGGAAUGAAUGUUAAGUAUUAAACAAGUUGUGCACUGAAUUGAAAUGUGAAAACUAAUAACUCAAAGUUAAAAUCAAAGAAAUUGAAUAGGUAUUUAAAAUACAUAAAUAAUUUUAAAGGAAGUUAAUAAUUAGAAAAUGAUACUACUAAAAUAAGCAACCUAAAAUUCUUAAUUACAAUAGUUAAUCCUAUAUUAUAAAUAAAAAUAAGAGGCAUAAAAUUAAUAAUAAAAACAUCCACGAAACGAUUCAAUAAAAUUUCACUCUUUAAUCAAUAAAGAUUCAAAAUUGAGGGUGCCUCAAUUGAAAUUGCAUCACCGCUAUCACACUGAGAUCUAAGAAAAUGAUCACAACUCUAUAAUAACAUACAGUUAGAAACAUUAGACUAUCAACAUUUGCAAAACAAGCAAACCAAAACCUAAUUUAAAUCUCUUAAAUAGAACAACCGACGAUAUAUUGGAGACACAAACAGAAAAAUAGAAUGUGAAAUAAUUUGGUAUGAAUUAAAGUUAAAGUAGACCAAUUUUAUGAGAGAUCUUAUAAAUCAAGAGCAAAAUCUCAAUAGUAAACAAUGAAAAUACAUGAAAACAGCGAGACAACCUAGAAGACUCAAGAAAUCUCCUCAUCUCUUAUCAAAAAUAUUAGAGUCAAUCCUUCAUAUUAUUAGCAAAAUCUAAUUAUUUCCUCUUGA
Messenger RNA from Paramecium octaurelia, 1014 nucleotides. Lineage: Eukaryota; Ciliophora; Oligohymenophorea; Peniculida; Parameciidae. The record is from the annotation of a GenBank genome assembly.